ACUUUCCAAAGCUCGAAACCUAGGACCGCUUUCUCCAUCAACUCUGUUCUCAGGGGGGUGGGGCCCCAGCCACGAUCUCGGAGCGGCCAGCAGUAGGGGUGGCCGCUGGAGGUGAGAAAAAAACAAAACAAAACCAGAAACUCAGACGACAGCACGAGCAGAGGGGUCCUCUGUGUGCAUGGGAUGGGGACGCCAGGGGAGGGGCUGGGCCGCUGCUCCCAUGCCCUGAUCCGGGGGGUCCCCGAGAGCCUGGCAUCAGGGGAGGCGGUGGGAGCCGGUCUUCCUGCUCUGGACCUGGCCAAGGCUCAAAGGGAGCACGGAGUGCUCGGGGGUAAACUGAGGCAGCGCCUGGGGCUGCAGCUGCUAGAACUGCCUCCUGAAGAGUCGCUGCCGCUGGGACCGCUGCUCGGUGACACUGCUGUAAUCCAAGGGGACACAGCCCUAAUCACGCGGCCCUGGAGCCCAGCCCGAAGACCGGAGGUCGAUGGAGUCCGCAAAGCCCUCCAGGACCUGGGGCUCCGGAUCGUGGAGAUGGGGGACGAGAACGCCACGCUGGACGGCACUGACGUUCUUUUCACCGGCCGGGAGUUCUUCGUAGGCCUCUCCAAGUGGACCAAUCACCGGGGAGCUGAGUUCGUGGCAGACACUUUCCGGGAUUUCGCAGUCUCCACAGUGCCCGUCUCCAGCUCUUCCCACCUGCGCGGCCUCUGUGGAAUGGGGGGACCCCGUACCGUGGUGGCUGGUAGCAGUGAAGCUGCCCAAAAGGCUGUCCGGGCAAUGGCAAUGUUGACCGACCACCCCUAUGCCUCCCUGACCCUCCCAGACGAUGCAGCCGCUGACUGUCUCUUCCUGCGCCCUGGGUUGCCCGGUGCGCUCCCAUUCCUCCUGCACCGUGGAGGGGGAGAUCUCCCCAACAGCCAGGAGGCACUCCAGAAGCUCUCCGAUGUCACCCUGGUCCCUGUGUCCUGCUCAGAACUGGAGAAGGCAGGCGCUGGGCUCAGCUCACUCUGCCUGGUCCUCAGCACUCGCCCCCACAGCUGAGGUCCUGGCCUGAGGAUACAGGCAGGCCAAGCUCAGACCGGCUUGAGGAGUAGAGGGGAAAGGAGGGUUAGUUAGAUAGGUAGUAGAGGGGAGAGGGCCACAAGAUGGCGGGAGGGCAUAGUAUGGGAAAAUAACAGACCACUGGGUGAGUCCUCUCUCUCAGAACUAAUAA
Sorex fumeus (smoky shrew) is the source of this 1213-nucleotide messenger RNA. It is a transcript of the gene DDAH2, whose product is annotated as DDAH family member 2, ADMA-independent. The record is from RefSeq and is a predicted model, not a curated record. Gene Ontology annotation, biological process: arginine metabolic process; positive regulation of nitric oxide biosynthetic process. The transcript has 7 exons. Gene Ontology annotation, molecular function: amino acid binding; dimethylargininase activity. Lineage: Eukaryota; Metazoa; Chordata; Mammalia; Eulipotyphla; Soricidae. Bases 184 to 1041 code for a protein of 285 amino acids.